AUGAGGGAGCAGCAGGGUUCCGGCGACGUGGCGGGGCGCCGCCGGGGCGGGGUCAUCAGGUCGCUGCUGGGCGUCGAGCGCCGGCUCGCGGAGGGCAACGCGGACGCCGAGGGGGCGGUCGGAGUCUCCUCGGGGAAGCAGCCGGCGGCCGCGGACGGUUGCGGUGGCGAGGAGAGGAAGGCCGUGGUGAGGGUGGUGGCGGCCGACAUGCCGCCCGCGCUGCAGCGCCGCGCGUUCCGCUGCGCCCGCGUCGAGCUCGCCGCCAUGCCGAACUUCCCGCGCCGGCUCGAGCCCAAGCGCCUCGCGCUCGCGCUCAAGAAGGAGUUCGAUACUGCUUAUGGACCAGCUUGGCACUGCAUCGUGGGGACGAGUUUCGGUUCAUAUGUCACGCACGCCCGGGGUGGAUUCUUGUAUUUUUCCGUCGAUAAGGUCUACAUCCUGCUCUUCAGGACAGCCGUGGAGCCCUCGCCUCAUUGA
This is a messenger RNA of Miscanthus lutarioriparius, 477 nucleotides long. Lineage: Eukaryota; Viridiplantae; Streptophyta; Magnoliopsida; Poales; Poaceae. The record is from the annotation of a GenBank genome assembly.